CACUGAUGUAGCUCAGUCUAACAGGGACUCUUACACGGACACACAGUUCAUUAAACAGGACCAACCACACACUAACUACUGCAAGUAGUAGAGAAUAUCUGGCUUAGAACCAAUCAGUACUUACAGGAAACGUGUGUAUGACAGGCCACAAGUGACUCAGACCUUUCCGGUGUUGGAGCCGCAAUGUCGACAAUAUUCAUCCUGUUCUGUUCCCUGGCCUCGCUACACAGCGUCGCGUCUCAGGGAAAACCGCCAGGCAUAACAGAUCCGCUGGUGCAUCAAAUCAGGUACAUCGCUGCCAAGGACAGCAUCAUUCUCACAUGCAAAGCAGAGGGCAACCCUACCCCCAAAUAUACAUGGUACAGGACUGGAACAGAAAUUGCGUCAAAUCAGUACCAGAAAGUAGAUGCUGACACUGGUGCACUGGAAAUACUCGACUUUUCAGGCAGGGAGGCGGGGGACUACCGAUGUGGGGCGACAAACAACAUCAGCCUAGGGGUAUCACCAUUAGCCAUGUCACCCGCUAUCAGCCUGAAAGAAAUCAGACAUGCUACUGUUUGGACUAAAAGCGGCGACAUUGAUCACAUCAAUGCGUCAGAGGGGGAAUACGCCAAACUGGAAUGUAAUUAUGUGACCCCCGGUGACCCCAAACUUCCAUUCAGCUGGUUUCUGAAAUCAUCAUCAGAUGCUGAUCAGUUGCGAGAAAGUAACAGAACCUACAUUGACGAGAGAGGUACUCUACAUUUCAUCUACGUGGAGCCAAGUGACAAGACGAGUGGCAAUGAUGUGUAUAACUGUGCCAUCCAUAACAAAGUUCAGGACUACAUUAAGCUUGGCAAUGCCAAGAGACUAACAGUUAAAGAAGUCACUGGUAAACCAGAAAGGAAGCCUAGGAACCAGUUUAAAACCGACCCUGCGGAAUUCCAAAUUGGUCAUACGGCAGAGCUGGAGUGUGUUUUCAGCGGAUAUCCCCUACCAUCGACCCAAUGGUUUAACAUAAGGAAUGAGCCCAUCAAUCCAGGAGGGAGAUACCAAAUGGAUAAACACAACAUGAAACUGAAGAUCGCUAAACUAACAGAGAAAGAUGAAGGCCUGUACAGAUGCAAGGGGGAGAAUACUCUUGGGGAAGCUGAGACGACCAUCUUCCUUGACGUAAAAUCUGGUCCUAUAUGGGAAAAAGCCAUCACUAACCUGACCGUACCGGAGGGUAGAGACGCUUCCUUCACCUGCAAGGCCCGACCAGCUAUCGACGAGAAAGCAUUGGAACCACCGGUGUGGUACAAGAAUUGGGAGAGAAUACAAAAAACAACAGGUAAUAUUAUCUUCGGGGACGAAGGUCGAGUCCUGACAGUGACUCAGCCGAUAAAACCUGAUGACAUCAUGUGUUUCCAGUGCCAGAUCACCAACGACAUCGGCUCCGUGUUUUCCAACGGUUGUCUCAACGUCAUUAAACCAAUCAAAGUGACUACCCAGCCUCCACUUAAGCAGGGCAUCAAGAAAGGUGAUCUGGUGAACCUCACUGUGCGGGGAACCACAGACCCGGGGAUGACACUCAGGUACAGAUGGGAAUUCAAGAAACACACGUAUUACACAGGACUACCGCCACAUGUGGUCUACGAUGACGCCACGAAACAAACCUACAUCAACACUACAAGUCUGAGCGAUGAGGAGUACAGACAUAUAGAAGGAACCUACACCGGAGUGCUGUACCACGACUUUGAAACCCGCCGUGUAGUUAUUGACGUUGUCCUAGAUGAUGGGACAGGUGACAGAUAUCAAGUGACAGGUGCAGAUCUAGACGUCUGUGAAGAACACUCACUGUAUCCGUGGAUAUAUUCAUUGUCUGCGGCAGUCGUUGUGCUCCUGUUCAUAGUGGUGUUUUUAAUUAUAAGAAGGCCCACAUGUACCUGUCCGACUCAACAACCAAGUGAGGCCUACCUGACUCCAGUCGCCAUCAACAUGAGUCAUGUAGUAGGAGGUGGCGAAGCGGGAGGUGACGAUGGUCCUUACUAUUCCACCAUACCCGAUGUGCCCGCGCCGACGAGAUGUUAACGCCAAAUCUAUCUGCAGGUGAUGCCACCGUCUCACGUUGAUACCACACCUUGAGAAAGGACUUACAAAUAAUUUUCUCUUCGUGUUUUUAAAUCCAUGAUUAGGAUAAGUUCAAAUAUUCACAUGUGACUGCAUGUGUUUUGUAUUGUAUGUUAUCUUAAUAACUUAGGAAAUUAAUUUAUUUAAUGAAGCCUAAUGUCAUAGUCACAAGCGUCCUUGCGAAAUUGAGUUUAACUUAUUAGUGCACUUACAUAGUCACGUAGGUACGUGGUGUACGUGUGUGCGUCCUCUGAGAUACCAUGCCGCAGUUUAACACAAAUUCCCCACUCAAACACAGUAUACUGACUCCGAGUCAACCAGUCUUUGUUAUCCCCUUAAUGCCGAGCGCAAGGGAGGGAAACAAAAAGUACCGUCUUUUAACGUUUUUUAGUAAGACGCAGACGGGGAUCGGUUCCCUGACAUUCACCUCGACGCGCAGACGCUCUGUACACUAUUUAGAAGAGGCGUUAUAUAUAAUAAGCCAGGUUAUACAGUUGCGACAUUCCUUAUUCGUUGAAAAGAUUUUUCUGUGAACAUUGCUCGAUUCUGUAGAAAUCAUUGUAUUACACCUAUAGCUGGAUCGUUAUGUGGUAAGAUUACUGUUUGUCUGCAUAUUUGUUCCUUAUGUAUUUUCACACCAUAAUUAUUGUAUAUAUAUAUAUAAAGGAGAGAAUACUCAGAGUGAUUGGGUGAGUGAGUGAGUGAGUGAGUGAGUGAGUGAGUGAG
Messenger RNA from Haliotis rufescens (red abalone), 2817 nucleotides. RefSeq names its product neural cell adhesion molecule L1-like. The record is from RefSeq and is a predicted model, not a curated record. Bases 184 to 2052 code for a protein of 622 amino acids. The transcript has 13 exons. Lineage: Eukaryota; Metazoa; Mollusca; Gastropoda; Lepetellida; Haliotidae.